AUGGAUAUGAAUGGAAAAGUUUACGGACCAUGUCUGAGUAGCUUCGUAGACGAAGGUAGCAAAGAGAGUCACAGAUACUACCUCGCACGAAGGGCUCUGCUCGAAAUGCUCAGAGACCGAGGCUACGCUGUGUCCUCCUCCGAUAUCGAUCUCUCUCUUCAGGACUUUCGCUCCAUUCACGGCCAAAACCCCGACGCCGAUCGCCUUCGGAUCUUCGCCUCUCUCCGCUCCGACCCCGCCAACAAGAAAAGGUUCUUAUCAUUUUUCUGUGAAUCAACUGCGGUAAAAGUUAAUACCAUUCGCAGCAUUGCAGCUCAGAUAAUGAACAGAGAAACUGUGACUCGGCUGAUUUUAGUAGUGCAAAAUCAAAUGACAAAUCAAGCUCAGAAGGCUGUGGAUCUUUUCUCCUUCAAAGUUGAAAUAUUCCAAAGUAUCGUGUCGUAUUUUAAUGCUUGA
Molecule: messenger RNA, 456 nt
Organism: Camellia sinensis
Lineage: Eukaryota; Viridiplantae; Streptophyta; Magnoliopsida; Ericales; Theaceae
Source: RefSeq, a predicted model, not a curated record